CAAAACGGAAGUUUUCUCGUCUCUAUGGAUACGUCUGUCUGGUUCCGUGCGCAUUUACCAUUGCCGUUUAUCUUCUUUUUUUUUUUUAUUUGUUCGCCAUCAUUUUCGGAGGGAAACCGAGCUAUUUAGUUGAAUUACAGAGCCAAAUUGUAGGAAAAAAUCACACAGUUAUGUCGUUUGUCUGCUAAUUAAGUACAUUUGAAUAGCAAGAUGGUGCUAAUGUUUACGCGCUAGUAAGCAAUCCGUCAUGUCUGAAUGGUGCAACAGUGACACCGGAGAGGCUGUCUACCGGUCUCUGGAUGCCAUAAAAAACCUACGGAUAAGGGUAUCCUUAAAGAGGGUGACCACCACAGUGACUCUUUCCCAACAACUCCAGCGGCAAGUUCUGUCCCAGCAGGAUGCAGGAGUCAUUGAACUGGUGCCGCUCACAUCGCAAGCCCAGCCUGGCGAUAACGCAGAAGACGUCGUCGUUGGCUGGCAGGAGAAGCUUUUCAGUCAGUAUGAAAUGGAGCUGUUCCAAAACGAGGCUGCGUGUCAGAGCCCACUGGACCGGCAGUACCACAAAGAGGUCACAGCCCUGACUCAGACCGAGGGCCGGCAAAACCGCAGAAUUUUCACCUACACAGAUUAUGAUCGCUACACCAACUGUCAGCCGCUGCAGCAGCUGCAGCAAGGCAGCCAUUUGCUCAACACCACCAAGACCAAACCCACUUUCCUUGCCGAAAGGAUGGCCACCGUGCGGCAGCGAAGGCAGGACAGGCGAACUACGGAUGCCAGUUUCCCCAAGUCCAAGAUCAUCAACUGGGAGCCCAGCGAUGAGUUCAAGAGGAACAGCCAUGAGGUGAACAGUGUCAUGCAGACAAUGCACGUCAUGGGAGAUCUGGGUCCUCCUGGAAGGUUGGGUCUGAAGGAGAACGAAUUUUUGCUGUUGACCGUAAAAACAGAUGGCAACGGGACCAUUGUCGUGAAACCCGACUUCAACGAGGGCAAAGAGUCCUACAGGAUAGCAACUGCUGGGAGCAACAAAGAAAUCUGGCAUCUCACCAUCGAGAACGCGUCGGCAAGCAUGAAAUCGGAGGAGAAAGAACGAGAGCAGCGUUUGUACCGAGAUGUGCGUAGCCAUUUUGGGGGCCGUGAGCUGCGUUCCAGGCGCACCGAGUUUCCAAAUAGCCUCGUUGGACAGGACUUUGAAAUGCCUCCUCCGGGUGUUCUGCGCUACUUCCUGAACGGCGAGAUAGUCUCCGCCGAGGGCUUUGAGUAUGAUCAUUUGUAUGUCCACUUCAUAACGGAGCUGCCAAACAACUGGUCCAGCUCGCCGACGCAGUCCCACUCAGGAGUCACUCACGCCUCUCGGACCAAAUCACUGGGGAAGGACAACGUGGCGUACCUCUGCUACCCUUUCACCUUGGAGGCUUUCUGCACAAGCGAGGAAGAGCACGAGGAAUCCGGACCCCGGUGGCCAGUGUUGUAUUUCAAGGUUCUCUCACUGGACUCCUGGUGGCGAUAUCGAACCGAAGGCUAUGGCUACCUGCUCUUUCCCUCCACGCCCGGACUGCACACGUUGACGCGUCACACGUGGAGACCCCUUCAGACGGGCACGGCCUCGGCCCUGAGGCGCUUCUUUAUCGGAGGUUCCCCGGAACUGGAGGACCUGAGCUACGUGAGGGUACCAGGCCAUUUUAAGGGCGACAGGCUCAGUCGCUUUGGAUUUUGUACACAAACCUCGGGGAGUGUGACUUUUCGUUUUCACUGCAUUCAGCAGUCGAGGGAUUUUGCCAAUUCCACUGCAGCAAGGAGAAGGUGGCAGAACACUUUUGACCAGGCCCAAGGAUUUCAUCACCGUGAUACUCUCUUAAGCACCAUGGAGGCGUUUCAACGGGCCAGAAGGAAAAUGCAAGAAGUUAGAGAAAGUCUUCCUGUGGACUUCAUCGCCUCUGUCUCUCAAAUCCAAAUAUGAUCGGCUGAGGAGUGAAUAUUAUUUGCCAUUCAAAAGUAAGAUAGGGCUGUGAUGUUAAACUGAGAAAGUCAUACAAUACAGGACUGCAUGUGUUGCAAUGUUAACAUUUUUGUUCUGUUUUUGGAUGUGUAAAAUUUGACAAAGGAUGAUUAAAAAACAUUUGACUUUA
Molecule: messenger RNA, 2126 nt
Organism: Syngnathus acus (greater pipefish)
Lineage: Eukaryota; Metazoa; Chordata; Actinopteri; Syngnathiformes; Syngnathidae
Gene: mks1
Product: MKS transition zone complex subunit 1
Exons: 18
Coding region: 248-1957 (569 amino acids)
Biological process (GO): cilium assembly
Cellular component (GO): MKS complex
Source: RefSeq, a predicted model, not a curated record